This is a messenger RNA of Moneuplotes crassus, 653 nucleotides long. NCBI's taxonomy places the organism in Eukaryota, Ciliophora, Spirotrichea, Euplotida, Euplotidae. The record is from the annotation of a GenBank genome assembly.
AUAUGCUAGUAGAGGAUUGAUUUGAUGAUCUGAUGGAGAGCUCAAAUGAAGAAUACUCUAUCCCUUCAAUUGACAACAUCCGUUCUGUCUCGCAUGGAGUCUCCAUUCUGGCUGACCUCAAUGAGUCCGCUAUAGAAUAUAUUCAAAAGGACAUGCUUGAGGAAGCAGGAGAAAGCUUGCUUCAUGCAAUUGAGGCUAUUCCAAGAGUCCAAUUUUUGCUAGAAAAGGAGCCUAUUGAGCAGCAAAAAGUGUUUGAUUAUUCCUACGUCUGAACUAUAUUCUACAAUAUGGCUGUGAUCUAUCAGAAGCUCUCUGGCCUUGAAGAUUGCAAACUUUUCCUUGAGAAAACACUGAAAUGAAUGAAGAAAUUGGAUAUAUUUAAAUUCACUCAGAAAAUAGUUGACCAUAGAUUUGAAAAUAUGAAGAAUAAUGAGGAAUUUGCACAGAGUUAUACACCCAAAACAUCGAAAGAAAUCAAUUCAGCAUUAGUACUAUUACGAUUUUUAUCAAAAUUUACCCUCCAGUACUGAGCUGUUCUCAGUCAAUUAAGCUUUCACGAGGAAGCACUGAAGAAGAGUAAAGAAGCUGCUUUCUACUGACAAUAAAACAAUUAUUUCUAACCGAGAGAUUGUGUAAAUAAGAGAAUUAAAAAA